AUGGAUCAGGAAGACGCUUCAGUAGUAAAUACGAAUGAGGAGCGGAACGGAGAAGAGGGUGCAGUUAUGGCUGAUGGGGAAAGAGACUCGGGACUGAGUCCACAAGCAGGAGCAGAAGCAGAAGUAGUGGCGGCAAGUAGACGGAGAGGAGCAGCAAUGGUUGAUGAAGAGAGGGAGUCGAAUGCGAAUGCAGAAGUAGGAGAAGAAAGAGAGAUGCUGGUAGUGAACAGACAAGGGGAAGAGGUAGUAGCUAAUGAGAACGGGGUGCGGGAGUUGCGAGAAGCUGGGCGAGACUUGUGGAUACUGCAAAACGGAGAAAGGGAACCGAACGGACAGCAAGCAGAGUUAAACCCCCAUGACGUAUGGUUGAUGCGUGCGGCAGGUGCUGAGCAUAGACUUGUUGCAAGUGUACAAGCAGAAAGAGCCGCGGUUGCAGCCCACGAAGAUGAUCAUUUCUCGUUUGAAGAUUCUGAACGGUUUGAGGAGGAUUCAUUGUGUUCAUGGAUGUCAGAUGCAGAAUCAGUAAAUCAGAAUUGGCGAGGAUGGUGUUCUGAAAAUACAACAGCACAUAAUGCAGUCGAACAUGGUUAUGUUGAUGGAUCAGGUUGUUCACCUAAUUCGUUGUUACGUUUUACUGGGGGUAUUACUUCAUCAUCACAGUCUCGUUGGCGUCCACUAUCUUCAUCAGUUAAUGCGGCGAACAUGGCUUCAUCUGCCUCAACAACCAAUUUUACUCCAGUUUUUACAGGCUAG
Messenger RNA from Thelazia callipaeda (thelaziosis nematode), 753 nucleotides. Lineage: Eukaryota; Metazoa; Nematoda; Chromadorea; Rhabditida; Thelaziidae. The record is from the annotation of a GenBank genome assembly.